Messenger RNA from Penaeus chinensis, 8633 nucleotides. RefSeq lists its product as uncharacterized. Bases 1015 to 5088 code for a protein of 1357 amino acids. The transcript is spliced from 16 exons. Lineage: Eukaryota; Metazoa; Arthropoda; Malacostraca; Decapoda; Penaeidae. Gene Ontology annotation, cellular component: intracellular membrane-bounded organelle. Gene Ontology annotation, molecular function: phosphatidylinositol binding. The record is from RefSeq and is a predicted model, not a curated record.
GAGCCAUAAACCCAUGGCUGGCUCACUGUUAUUAGAAUGUUAUUGUUAGGGUGCCAGUGCCAGGUGCCUUUAUUUUGGUCAUCAUUCGGGUGUCUUGAUAAGAGUGAUCUAUGUUUAGGUUCUCUUUAUCUUAUCAUGACCCUCGUGCCUUAGAAAAUGAAUGAUAUGAGGAGAUAAGUGAUUUUUAUUUAGAUUAUUAUCAAUAUCCUUUCAAGUGUUGUGUAGCAAUAAGGAAAAAAUGAAAUUGUUAUGUUGAAAAGCUUUUAUUUACAUCAUGUUUUCAUCUCCAUUAGAGUAAAUUGUUUAUCAUUUAAUCAGAUGACUGCAUAUACUUUUGAUAUUUUCAAUACUGUCACUGGUAAAUAGCUUGACUAAAAACAAAAAUAAAGAUUGAGUUUUACAAGACAGUAUUUUUUCCAGUAUGCAGAAUACAUCAGAAUAUUAUAUUUAUUUUCAUGACUUUUCAUCACUUUAAUCUAUCCUAAAAAUGUCCUAAUUUGUUAAAUGCAUAGAAGAAACUUGCAGAACUGGCACUAUUCCCCAUGCCUAAUUCCACUCCAGCAAAGGCCAACGAAUCCCAACACAUUCCAUCAAUAUAGAACUUUGCGAUCCCAGGCAAUUUGAUGUCAAAUAAGUUACCAGUCAAUGUUAACAAAAUUAUAUGUAGGGGAGUUUGUGACAAGCAGUUGAACCUUCAUUGUUAAUUAUCAUAACAAAUUUCAAGUAGAUUUCGAUAGGAUGUAGAGUGUAAUUAUUAGGAAAGACUCCAUUGCAAAUGUACAGGUACCAUCUAAAUAUUUACAUUAGAUUUUUACCUUUAAUGCAUUUCAUUAUUAAUAAUACUGUUAUUUAAAUUUUUUUUGUGCCAAAAUAAGUUCAUGAUGAUUCCAGUAGUGAUAAUGAUUAAUUUCUUUGAUAAUGUACUGUAGCAGUAUUCAGCAGAAUGAUAAGAUGUGUGCAGCAUUAAGAAAUACGAUGAAAAUCGAAACAAAAAUGGUUCCCUGACAGAAGUUUAUGUACAUCACCAACAUGUCCAGAUGGCUCCGUGGUGCAGUUUGGGCAGCAGGGACUUGUGUGGUUUGGUGUCCAGUGUGUGUGUGCCUGAGUGGGGGAGGAGCAUGGUGGGUGUGCGCAUGUGCUGUCGGCCUUAUAACCGUCACUUUGGGCUCAGGAUACACCACGUGGACCAUUUUCAACAAUUUUUUGAGAGAGGGUCCCACCUCAUAUCCACUCCUUGCAAAAUGCUUUAGCAUAGUGGAGCGUAUUGUCGAGAAGGGACAUGGCAUCAGUCCAGAUGUUCAUGAGAAAGGUAUACAGUCCAGCCCAUCUCACACCCUCAGAGGGGCUGGUGUGCUGCAGAUCACAGGCUCUGGAGAACUGGUCAUCCAAGAGCUGGAGAUCACAGCUGCAUCCCUGCAUUCCGUUCUGGUCCAUCCCUGGUACUGUCAUGUCUCACCAGAUAACCACUUCUCAUACCAGAUAAAAGAUAUCCUGGAAGAUAUCCUGAUCAGUAUGUGCCAGCGGAUAAAACAGUCUGGCAAUGUGACUGCCGUGGCUUCAGGCAUCAUCCAGGUCUACAUUCAGCACUAUCGGCAGUACCAGCGAGCACUAAGAAAGAUCUCCAAGAAACACAAAGAUUCAGAGCCUCUGAGCAGUGCAGGAGUGCAGGAGCUCCAGGCAAAAUACAAGCCCCUGCAUCCUGCCCUCAAGAGUCCCGAAACCCUUCGAACCUACUACCGCAAGUUGGCACAAAUUCUCCUACAGCAUUACUUACCAGUAGAAAUGAUACGCUGCAACCUCAUCUUGGUCUCCCUGCGAGAUCUCUUUGCUCAAAAUGUCUUACAGGCCUUUGUAGACCUGCUUUGUGAUACUCAGUGGCUUAACACAGUGCUAGCAGAAAUACUCUCAGAAGUCUCAGAUGGUGCAACAGGCGUUGGGGGGGCCGGGGGAAAGGGUGGACAGAGCACAGGGCAAGAAGCAUCAAGUGAGGUAUCAGAUGUGUCUAAAGUUUUGCAGCAGGCUUCUAACAGUGAGAAGUUGCAGGCACACUCAAGCUUGCUAGAGGCAAUUGAAGAGGAGACUCUGUCAGAGCUACAGCAGCUGGAUCCUGCUGUUGCCCUCCAGAGUGAUGCUCAGCAAAGCCAAGAAGCAAGCUCCCCUAAGAGUGAGGAUGGCAGUGAAGCCAAGUCAGCUGAAAGUGAAAAGUUUGAGAAUGCAGAGGCUCUUGUCCAGUAUGUGAGAAGCUCAAGCUUAGAGAAAGAGAGCAAAGAGGAUGAAGACUAUAGAACUGUGUCAUCAGCCCUAGGGACACUCUUAUCUACUACAGCAGGCCCUCUUCUGCCAGACAACUCUGCCAUGCAGUACCAGCCCUUGGUGACCAAGAUGUGGGAGAGCCCUGUGGACGAUAAGUGCUUUGUAGACAUGUCAUCUCUCAGAAGGAAGAAGAACCCCUUUUCUCGUAAUGUUGUAGAAGGUAUGAAAGAGGAGGAGUAUAAACUGUUGUACUAUCCUCCAAAAGGAGAGAAAAAAUCUUCAGCAGGUAUGAAAAGCCCUAGUAAAGAUAAAGAAAGAAAUACUGUGCCAAAAGUAGAGGACCUUAGCAACGGGAAAAUUGAGAUCAGGCUCAAUGACAGUGAUUUGCAGGAUGAUGAAGACAUUCAACGGUUAAGUGCCACACCUACCAUUGGGGAAAUUCCACGCAGUAAGAGUUGUGGAAGCCUCAUGAACAAGGAGCAGGAAGAGACCAGACACAGGGAAGGGAAAACAAUCCAUGCAUCUCUUAAUGAACUAGAUAAGCCAAAUGAACAGAGCGAGAAAAGUGAGAAGAGUGGCUGGCAAACAGAUCCAUCCUUUAGUUUGAGUGAUGAUGAAAUGACCAACAGAAAAGAGAAAGGACACUUAGUGAAGAUGAACUCCUUUGAUAAGAAUGAUGGAACAGAUGAAAUCUCAUUAGAAAUAAACAGAAAACUGGAUGUAGACUCUGAAUCACCAUUAAAGAAUAGAAUAGUCAAAGAACCUUCGGGUUUCACAGCUGAGGAGAAUGGUUGCAUCCCGCUCAACCUACCCUCUGGGGAUGUCCCUCAGGCAUCUAGCACACCUGUUGAUAUGACAGAUGGUGAGCCUCCAGGUACGCUGGAGAUCUCUCCGCCCAUCAACAAUGCUGGCUUUGGGUGGGAGAACCCUGACCUUUCACCCAUUUAUGAAGAGAGUGAAGACCUAGCAUCAUCCAUUGCCAAGCUGAGAUCUUUAUUAACUGAGAGAGAGAGUCAGCACAGCCUUGGUAGCCUGAGUUCCUACGGCUCAAGCGAGAGUGAACCUAAAUCUGCACAAUCUGACCCUGGAAGGUACACCCAGGAGAAGUCACGCUUUACGUUUACUCACAAAGACAGCUCAGGCUCUCUCGCAUCAGUCAAGUCAGUCUCAAGUUUAGAGUCAUGUGGCAAUGGUUUGGCAGAUGAAGAGCUCUUGGAAGCAGCUGAGAUACCCCUCGAUGGCCGUGUGUUCCUGAGUGUGAGCGUCCCCUCAACGGAGGUUCAUACUGAGCCAGGAGGAUCACAGUACACUCUCUAUACUAUUCAGUAUGAUGCUAUUUACCUGUGUGAGAGUGCGGCAACACCCCAGACAGAAGUGGCAGAGGAGGCGUCGAAAGAACCUUUGGCUGUUCCAGAGCCACGGAUGGUACUUCAAACAAACUGUGUGAAAAGGAGAUUUCGUGAGUUCCUGACCCUGCAUGCAGCACUGGAGGAAGAUUCCAGACUACGAACGGCAAUGAAGGGAGUCAAGGGGCCCAAUAAAUGGCUUAACUUACCCUUCAGCAAGUUGGACUCCACAACCAUUGCUACACGGAAGCAGUUCCUUGAAAAAUAUCUUCAGUCAGUGAUCCAGAGGCCAGAGGUGAAUAUAUCAACCCCAGUCAAGGAGUUCCUUGCGUAUGGAUCAGAUUCUUCAGUCUCAUUUGUCAAGAAGCCCCUGGAGUUGCAUGUUCCUCGUCUGGACAAGCUCCUGGCAAAGACAGUAUCAGGUGUCUUCCAUAGCCUUAAAACGGCGCUUCCGAGCUUCGAGUCCUCAGACACAAGCACAGCAGGAGAGGCUGCGGGGAACCUUGGAGUGAAUGGAGGUGCAGGAGGAGAUGGCAUGUUGAAGAGCAAGAGUGGAGGGGUCCUCAGUGAGCGAAACAAACUGGCUGCUUUUCUCUCCAGUGGCAACAAAGCUGAAUAUGAACUGAAACUGGAUAUCACUGCAGAGGAAGAGGAAUGCCUGAUUGAGGAAGCAUUAAUGGUUGAAAUUUCUGGCUCCGAGAAGGACGAGUUAGUGGACACAGCUUAUGAAGCCAGAGAGUCACGCAACCUCUUCUCUCCCGUUCUUUAUAAAAGGAUUCAGCUCCAACAGCAACAGGAGCAGCAACAAUCAGUACAGCAACAGUCUCCAGAACAGCAGCUUCACCAGCACCAGCUUUCUGUUGUUGUGGGGAGAGGAAGUGCUGCAUAUGCGGCCCCCCCCUCACCUGCCUUCCAUGCAGUUCCAUCUCCUAGUGCCACAUCCAAAGAGGAAGCUUGUGAUAAUCUGGCACUGACAAGGAGAGAGAGCCAAGAAGAUUCUCCAAAUGAAGGAGAGGAGGACUGUGCCUGGCAGAAGUGGCCCCUCUCUGUGGGUGCGAUGGAUGCUGUGGUGGAAAUCCUCUCGCCUUCAGAUCACCCUAUCACUCAUCAGCCAUGCGUUACUCUUCUGACUCUCACUGCAGCACGAAUCACUCACAGAUGGCUACAGACAGAAUUAGAGCGCUUAUCUUCUGAGCCUCAAAUGACAGAGUAUAUCCAUGCCUUGAGAGAAGCAAUUCUCAAUGCUGCAGAGAGAACACCAGAACCAGCACCCAGUGACACAGAGGCAUCUCGGGUACAGCUUCAAGAGGCUUUGAGCGACUUCAUUCCAGGGUUCUUGAAGAUGAUGCUAGGCAAGGAGCUGACGCAGCAGGCAAUCAUGCGCAUGGUUGACUCAAUCCAGUACCCAGCAGUGACAGCAGACCUGGCCCUCCACAUCCUAGACCUCCUGGUCAUCCGCCUGAUCCCUGUUGCUCCACUCAUGCUUUGAACCACUGCCGAGGGUGCCCAAGGAAGCCCUCAACAAGAACAGUGCCACAUGUGAUAGAACUAGAGUGUUAGCAGAAGUGUCUGCAGACAGUGUAUUGGCAGUUUUUAAAUAUGAAUGAGUAGUGUGUUCACAGCUUUCAAAUUCUAAGAAGUCAGUUGUUUCCUUAUGAAAUUGAAAUGGAAUCUGAUGAAAACCAGUGUUAUUGUAGUCAGUAUACGUUGACAUCCUUCAUGUUCAUGCACUCUGAUCUUAUUUAUGGCUAGCUCAUCCUAGAAAAUAGUGAAUAGGCUGAGCAUGGAAUUAAACUGGUUAUUUGCCAUUUGAUAAUCUACAUAAAGUGUAAUGCAUAAAAGGAAAAGGAAGUGUUGUUUGUUUUACUGAAUUAUGGUAUAUGUGAAUAUGUAUUGGAAAUGAUAUAGCUGCCCACUUUAUUUGAAACUGAACAGUUAGUUACUAUUACAUAAAGUGAUCAGUAUUGUUUGUUCAGUUAUUAUCUGACAGACACGAAAAUAUAGAUAUCAACCACUGAAAGAAAACCAGGAUUUUUGAUUCUGUAAUAUUACAGAGGAUACAUGAUCCUGGAAACAAAAGUCUUGUAUCAAAUGACAGCCUAAGAAUGCAUUUUGUUGCAUAUAUAAACAUUUUGGGAAUUACAAAAAAAAAAAAAGAUAGAUAAAGAAGAAGCAGAAGGAAAGGAAAGAAGAAAAAUAAUGGACCGUAAGGGAAAUGUAUAAGCAACUAAAGGUAGCCUAAGUUUCUUCUGGUAAUCAGUGCUUUGGAUCUCUCUGUCUUCCUCUCAGGAACACGUAUGUCUGUAAAAGCAGAGAAGGUGUUGUGGCACUUGUACAAGCACAGCUGAGUAACAAAGGAAACAUAUCUCUCCCCCCCCCCCCCAAAAAAAAAAAAAAAAAAGAAUUCUAGCCACUUGGUUUUCUGUCAAGUCUUGCUCUUUUGCAGCUUAUUUAUUUAUUAGAUUUUUUUUUCUGAAAGUGGCACUGUCUCAAAAUCCAUUAUGAAGGGAAUCAGUAUUAGUUUUAUUAUUAUUUUUUUUUUCUUUUCAUGUGUGUUAUUCCUGCCAUCAUUUUUGGCAUCUUUAUCAUCAAGGAAUCGUCAUCCUUAUGCUCAUUGUCACUGUCAUAUCGUCACCACUGUCAUUGCCAUUUUAGUCAUUAUUGGUAUGACUUUUGUUUGAAAGUUUUAACCUAUACUAGUCUCAUUAUUUAUUUUUCUGUUUUGUUAUUUGACCGAUUACUUAUUAAUACAGUAGUUGUUUAUAGGAUGAUUGCAUGUUGCUUACAGCUAUAUCUAAAUUUGCAUUUUAUUUUCAUAAUGUCUUUUAUUAUAUUCUAUUUAUUACAUAAUUUUGCAUUCUUUUUUUUUAAUUUUUUUUGAUUUUUGAAUUAAUGUGGUUUCAAAUAAUCAAGUGUCUAGUCUGUUCUUGAGGAGUCAUUAUAUGUUAACACAAUAUUUGUGUAUUAUCCCUUUCCAUUUAGUUUUGUUACUGUGAGGUACUGAAUCUGAAAGGUUUAAAGAAUUACACAAUGUUAAUAUAAAUCUGUUCUGUGAUUCUUGUAGAUAAUAGAUGUAAAAUUUUUGUUGUGUUUCUUGUAAUUCAUGAUGCUGCUAUUGCGGUGUAUAUCUCUCCUAAGUUAGGUAGAAGAAGGAUUAUAAUGAUAAAGUAAAUUUUUUAUUGACACAUAACUAGGGUUACUAAAUACUUUUGGUGUCUUUCCUUUUCAUAAACAAAGUCCAGUGAUGAUCGCUCUGUCUGUCCCUAUCUCUCUUUCUCGCCCUUGCUGUCUCUGCCUGUCUCUCUGUUUUUGUCUCACUGCCUCUGUAUACCUCUCUGUCUUUGUCUCUCUUUCUUUUUUCCCUGAAAUGGACCCCAUCUUUUUCCCUAGUAGACAAAGAUCUCACACAAAACAUUCCUUCCGCAACUUCCAAAGCCAGAGGUCUGCUAGCAUUGGAACAAAUCUCACCAUUUUUCCAGCCUGCAGAGUGUGGCUCGAUCUUUGGCCACCUGAAGGAUCAGAAGUCGGUCCCAAGUAUAUAUUUCUAUGUCUCAUGCUAGUUUAUUGAGUGGACAGUAUAGUUCAGUGUGUGAUAGAAAGCAUUUUGUACAAAGUAGAAUAAUGCUAUGUAAGUAGUCUAUUUGGUUAUAUGUUUCUAUAGAAAGCUGGAAAUUCAUGAAAAUAGUAUAUUUUAAGUCUAUGUCUGUAGUACUGCAUUUAGUUGAGAAGUCAUUACACUGAUAGUAAACGUAGGCAAUAUUUAAGGAGCUCCAAAUGUAGCAUAGCAGUAUAUAUAGAUAUGAAAAUAAUUUGUAAUGGUUUAGUAUAUGCAGAUAUGAUAGAUUUCUAUUUUGUGAAAGAGAAACAAGCAUCAUGAAUAGUUAAUUUCUUGCAGAGAAGUGUAUGCUGUGUGUCCAUAUAUAAAUCAUUAUAAUGUAGCAUUAAUUGAAUGUAUGACACUGGUAAAUGAGAGAAUAGCUUUAAGAUUUCUUCUCUGUGAAUAUGAUAUAAAUAAGUACCGAUUCUAACCAAUGAACUAACGAAGAAAAAAAAAUCAUAAAUGUUAUUUGAAAAAAAUUAUUGUUUACAGGAGUUUAAGAAUAUUGAAGCAAAUCUGACCCUCAUCCCUUUUGACACCUUUUUGUGUUUGCUUGUUUGUAAAGUUAUCUUUAUUUGAGCAUAGAACUGGCAACCUUCAAAGUAUCAUUACAGUGUCUGUGAAAAGAGAAUAGGAGUAUAAUGUUGAAUCUAUAUUCUGUUUUUAGUUCUUCAAAUUCUCCUGUAUCUUUGAUAUCUUUGAGCCUACCUCCCCUAAUUAACAAUGAAUGUAGAGACCUCAGACCAUAACCAUGAACUGAGCAGCUUGUAUUUUGCACAUGGAUUUCAACUUACCUUUGGAACUGAUGUCAUGUGUUUGCUUGGAUGCUGUGCAUGCAAGCACCACUUUUAGCUCAAGGAAGGUGAUGCUGAUUCAGAUCUGGUGAAUGUGAACACAAUAAUUGCAAGGGCUUCCUUCUGCACUGAUCCCUGGUGGUCCAGUGCCUUUCUCCAUAUUUUUCCCCCACUUAGACUUAUAUUCUGGUAGAGUUUUUUUAUACCCAGCUGAUGUCAGAAUACACAGGAAACAUAAUUGCAUUAUGAUAUGGAGUAUGAACACACAUUUUUAUCUGCCUAGGAUAUUCUGUAUGAAAACUACUUGAAUGAUUGCAUUAAGCUUACCAUGGCAGAGGUGACAAAGGUAGUAGAUGAUUGUUCAUUUUGACUGUAUUGCUUUUGUUUCCCCACUUUUCUAUUGAACUUUUUUUUCAAAAGGAUGGAGACAGUAACAGUGUUGUGUUAAGGCUGUAGACCAGUGUGUAUCUUACAUUGUCUUUCUCAAGAUCUCAGAAUAAUGUAUUUUAUGUUGUGAGAAAUGACAAUUUUUGAUGUAAAUGUUUCACUAGGUGCAUUCUAUUGCAACAAAUAUUUUUAUUAUGAUAAAUUGAUUGAUUUUCGUAAAUGGUUCAUAAAACAAAAAAUGAUAAUAUUUUUUUC